Fraxinus pennsylvanica is the source of this 666-nucleotide messenger RNA. NCBI's taxonomy places the organism in Eukaryota, Viridiplantae, Streptophyta, Magnoliopsida, Lamiales, Oleaceae. The record is from the annotation of a GenBank genome assembly.
AUGGAGGAUUGGGAGGACGAGUCAAUUCCAGAUCUUCUCAAAAAGGAGCAGCCAAAGAGUAAUUGGGAUGAUGAAGAUGUGGAUGAUAAUGAUGUGAAAGAAUCUUGGGAAGAUGAAGAUGAGCCUGCACCGGCACCUAAAGCAGAACCUCUUCCUGAAAAGGUCUCAGAAAAGCCUGCAGCAAAAUCGGGCGAAAAGAAAGGGAAAGCUAUUGAAGCUGCAAUGGAUGCUCCCUUAGAUCCCGUACAAGAAAAACUUCGCCAGCAGAGGCUUGUCGAAGAAGCUGAUUACAAGUUCACUACAGAGUUGUUUGCUAAGAGUGAUGAAGAGAAGACUCUUGAUAAUUUUAUUCCCAAAACCGAAAGUGACUUUUUAGAAUAUGCUGAACUUGUUGCCCAUAAGCUCUGUCCAUAUGAGAAAAGCUAUCACUACAUUGGAUUGCUCAAGGAUGUGAUGAGAUUGUCAAUGUCGUCUUUGAAAGGAGCAGAUGCUAAAGAAAUCGCCUCUUCUGUCACUGCGAUUGCAAAUGAAAAGAUUAAAGCAGAAAAAGAAGCCAAUGCUGGCAAGAAGAAAGGUUCAAAGAAGAAAAAUCUGCAUGUUGGCAAGCCCGACGAUGAUGUUGUUGCUGAUACAUAUGAUGAUUUCGACGAUUAUGAUUUUAUGUGA